Molecule: messenger RNA, 369 nt
Organism: Cylicostephanus goldi
Lineage: Eukaryota; Metazoa; Nematoda; Chromadorea; Rhabditida; Strongylidae
Source: the annotation of a GenBank genome assembly
AUGACUCGCUAUGCGCAUCUGCAUGAAGAACUGCCGCUUGAGAAGUCGGCCCUCGAAUUUAUGAUGUCAUCGUUCCCUGACGUCAAGGAGAAAGAAGAAAUGCGAAAGAUUGUUGGUCGAUAUGGCAUAACUGGACGCGAGCAGGUUUGUCCAAUGAAGCAGCUAUCUGACGGUCAACGUUGCCGCGUCUCAUUUGCUUGGCUAGCCUGGCAACAACCUCAUCUACUUCUUCUUGACGAACCUACUAACCACUUAGAUAUGGAAUCCAUAGACGCUUUAGCAGAAGCUAUCAACUGCUUCCCUGGAGGGAUGAUUCUUGUAUCCCACGACUUCCGACUUGUGGGACAGGCACGUUUGUUAAUUUACUAG